UCGACGAGCGAGAAAUCCCGAAAAAGGCUUCAGUGUGUGCGUUCCUGCGUAGACGAUCUUUGCUCGGGAAAGGUACGUUUCCGAAGUGUUCCGGACAGGAGCGAAGUCUACUCGGGAUCCCACCGGCAGACAGGAAGCGGCUGCUCCGAGUCAAUCCGUCUACACACUGUCCUUCGCAAACUUCACUGGAUUUUAAAACUUCCUCCGGCGACCAACAAGUGCCUUUUAUCGCCGGACUUUCGGGAGAAUUACCGGGAAAGCGAGGCUUAAGCUUCACUGUGGAGGCAAUGCCAACAAAGGUCCUCCUCCAGUGCUAAUUAACUAGCUGGUGGACGGCAAGAGGCGUCAUGGCCGAGCUGCCCAUCGCCCCAGGCCAGGUGUACAUCGAGGUGGAGUACGACUAUGAGUACACGUCCAAGGAUCGCACUAUCUCCAUCCACCAGGGCGAAUGCUUCAUGCUAGUGGAGAAGACCAAUGAAGACUGGUGGAAAGUGCGUAGAGAGGAGGGGACUAAAGCAAUUUAUGUGCCCGCUCAAUAUGUUAGGGAGGUCCGCAAGGCCCUCAUGCCUCCUCCCAAACAGCUCCCACAUCACCCCGUUUCCACCGGCAACACCCCCCCUCAGAGCACUGUCCGGGUCAAACCAACCAACUUGGAUCUGGAUAUCCAAAACUCCUCCACAGAGAACCUGAACAUGCCAGAGGCCAUCCCUGCGUGGUCACCUUCUACUCAUUCCAAACCUGGACGCUCACCGUCUACUCAUUCCAACCCUGGACACUCACCGUCUACUCAUUCCAACCCUGGACGCUCACCGUCUACUCAUUCCAAACCUGGACGCUCACCUUCUACUCAUUCUAACCCUGGACGCUCACCUUCUACUCAUUCUAACCCUGGACGCUCACCUUCUACUCAUUCCAAACCUGGACGCUCACCUUCUACUCAUUCUGCCUCGUUCAUGCCAUCCACCCCACCCAUCCAGCGGCGGGACAGUAACCACCACCAGCAAGCCCCAAGCACCCCCACAGCGCCCGAACGAGCCCUAGCGGGAAUCCUUGUCCUGCCUGGUGGCCAUCCACUUAUCCAGGGUGGUAACACUCCACCCCGCACCCGCGCCAGAUCUCCAGACCUGGUCCGAGCCCCGCUGGACGUGGACAGCCCUCACUGCGACUCGGCGGGAGAGGAACGUCGUACCAAUGACUCGGAGUCUGGAGAAGAACUCAGCAGCAGUUCUACUGAACAACUGCAGGCGAUUUCUUCGUCGGGCCGCAGCCGUCCCGAGUCGCCUGUCUACAGUAACCUGCAGGAGCUGAAGAUCACCCAGUCCACUAUGCCCCCGCUGCCCUCUGGCUCCCCCCUACAGGUGCUGGGUGACUGGGAGAUGUACAGAGACCAGAACGGCAGACACUUUUACUACAACCGCUACACCCAGGAGAGGACCUGGAAGCCCCCCCGGGCCAGGGACGCCGGCAUGGGGAGCUCACGAGGAGAGAACACCAGCACGGGGGAGAGCACUGAGAGCACUCCUCUGUCGCUAUCGCCAUCUUUCUUUCCCUACCUGUCACUCUCCAUCGGCCGCCUGGAGCCUCUGUCGUCAGAAGACACCUGCUUCAGCGCCUACUCUAGCCAGUCAGACAGUCAGUAUGGCUCCCCGCCCCGCGGUUGGUCGGAGGAGAUGGAUGGGUACGGCCACACGCUGUACGUAAGCGACUAUACUAAUGAGAAGUGGUUAAAGCACGUUGAUGACCAAGGUCGCCCGUAUUACUACAACGCAGACGGCUCCAGGUCGGAGUGGGAGCUCCCGAAGUACAACCAUUCCCCGUUACAGCCAUUAGGAGAUGCCCCAAAGACCCGCAGUCUAGACAGAAGACCAGUCGAGCCCAUCGUCUUGACCAACUGGAGACACAGCACCUACGUCCAAGAACCCAACGACAAGGACACACCUCUGAGCCCCAAGUCCCCUUCAUCCGACUCAGACUCCAGCUCUUCUUCUCCUAAGCGCCCAAACUCUCCCUCAGAGAAAUGCGGCGUGCUGAACAUGACAAAGAUUACAGAGAACGGCAAGAAAGUUCGUAAGAACUGGACUUCCUCUUGGACGGUUCUGCAAGGCUCCACCUUGCUCUUUGCCAAAGGCCAGGGAGGCGGGACAAGCUGGUUUGGUGGUGGUCAGUCCAAACCAGAGUUGACAGUGGACCUGAAGGGCAGCUCUGUGGAAUGGGCCUCUAGGGACAAGUCCAGCAAGAAACACGUUAUCGAGCUGAAGACCCGUCAAGGCACGGAGCUGCUGAUCCAUUCUGAAAAUGACGUCAUUGUCAACGAGUGGUACCGAGCGCUGCAGGACACCGUCAGCAGCCCUGCGUGUGAGUCUGAUGAAGCCAUAGAAGAAGACAUGCCCGAGUCACCUGGUGCAGAGAAGCAUGACAGAGAAAAAGAGAACAGAGACACCAUGAAAACCAGAGCCAUGAAGACGUCAGCCAGCGUCGAUGGCGCCGACAACAAGAAGACCAAACACAAGCUGAAGAAGUUUCUGACCCGCAGACCCACACUGCAGGCUGUAAGAGACAAAGGCUACAUUAAAGAUCAGGUGUUUGGCUGCAGCCUGCUCAGUCUGUGCCAGAGGGAGAACAGCACGGUUCCGACUUUUGUCAGGCUGUGCAUCGACAAUGUAGAGAACGAAAGCCUGUGCGUGGACGGCCUCUACAGAGUCAGCGGAAACCUGGCGCUGAUACAGAAGCUGCGCUAUGCUGUCAAUCACGAUGAGAAGGUGAACCUGGACGACAGCAAGUGGGAGGACAUCCACGUGACCACUGGAGCUUUAAAGAUGUUCUUCAGAGAGCUUCCUGAGCCACUCUUCACUUACAGCCUCUUCCACGACUUUGUCAGCUCCAUCAAGCUGCCAGACUACAAGCAAAGGGUCCAUGCUAUCAAAGAACUGGUCCGACAGCUCCCCGAGCCUAACCACGACACCAUGCAGGCCCUCUUCAAACAUUUGAGAAAGGUGAUCAACCACGGCGAGGAGAACCGCAUGACCAACCAGAGCAUCGCUAUCGUGUUUGGACCCACACUGCUGCGGCCCGAGACGGAGACCUGGAACAUAGCGGUCCACAUGGUCUACCAGAACCAGAUAGUAGAGCUAAUUCUCCUGGAGUACGAGAAAAUAUUUGGCAAGUAGACGGCCUGGGCUCUUUCUCCUCUGAAGCGACCCGUGGUCACCCGGGUCACCCGAGCCUCGCUCCUUUAGAACAUCUCGAGAACCAAAACCUAGCCGUGACGAAAAGGAUUAUUUGCACUGUUUUGGUGUCUUCCUGUCCCAACACUGGAUUCUUAAAGGACCAAAAACCUGCUGAGACCAACAGAAAAGUUCUGCACGUUCAUGAGGGUGUCACUUGCUACUUGGCUUUAAACUUUACCAAGAAGGGACUUGUUUAUUUAACUGUCAUCAUGUGUCUUUAUUUUAUUGUUAAAUCCCACACUACCGGAUUAUUAUGGGAUGCCUGCAACACUCCUCCAUUUUACCGAAAAGGUUUUGAGUGUUUGAGUGUUCUUUUCUGAGUUAUUUGUACAGUUUAUGUGUGUGUGUGAUGGAGCUGAGUGGCUUCCAAAGUGAUACUGUACAGAGAUUAAAUAAGAGUACAUAACAGUUUUAAUGUUAAUAAUAAUAGUAGGACAAGAGAGAUCCUUACGCUCGGCCGUCAACGUUUUAGCUGUCAGGUCAACAUAUGAUUGCGUCGUCAUUAUUAAUUGCACACCACAAUGUGCUGCUGGCUUCAUCAAACUGGAUUAAAAACAUCUAAUGACUCAUUUUAA
This is a messenger RNA of Entelurus aequoreus (snake pipefish), 3802 nucleotides long. RefSeq names its product rho GTPase-activating protein 12-like. The record is from RefSeq and is a predicted model, not a curated record. The transcript is spliced from 18 exons. NCBI's taxonomy places the organism in Eukaryota, Metazoa, Chordata, Actinopteri, Syngnathiformes, Syngnathidae. Gene Ontology annotation, molecular function: protein binding. Gene Ontology annotation, cellular component: cytoplasm. Bases 348 to 3167 code for a protein of 939 amino acids. Gene Ontology annotation, biological process: signal transduction; regulation of GTPase activity.